This is a messenger RNA of Kwoniella shivajii, 906 nucleotides long. RefSeq names its product nicotinate-nucleotide diphosphorylase (carboxylating). NCBI's taxonomy places the organism in Eukaryota, Fungi, Basidiomycota, Tremellomycetes, Tremellales, Cryptococcaceae. Gene Ontology annotation, cellular component: cytoplasm. The transcript has 6 exons. Bases 1 to 906 code for a protein of 301 amino acids. Gene Ontology annotation, molecular function: nicotinate-nucleotide diphosphorylase (carboxylating) activity. Gene Ontology annotation, biological process: NAD+ biosynthetic process; quinolinate catabolic process. The record is from RefSeq and is a predicted model, not a curated record.
AUGUCAGAAACAGAUUUGCAACCAGGACAGAAUCUCGCUCACUUGUUACCCCCAUCAUGGAAAACAGAAGUUUCAAGAUGGUAUGCUGAGGACACACCUUCUUUCGAUUGGGCCGGAUUUGUCGUGGGCGAAGAAGAACAAGAAGCUUUCUUAUGGGGCAAAAGUGGGGGUGUUUUAGCAGGUGUACCGUUCUUCGAUGAGGUGUUUAAACAAGCUGAAUGCACCGUUGAAUGGUUACUACCUGAAGGAUCAGUCAUUCAAGAUAACACCAAAACAAAAGUAGCGAUCGUAAGAGGUAAAGCUAGACAUUUACUCUUGGCUGAAAGAGUUGGAUUGAACACUUUAGCAAGAUGUAGUGGUAUUGCAACUGUCUCGAGAAGAUUUCGGGAUUUGGCAAGAGCUGAAAACUGGAAAGGAGUAGUAGCAGGAACGCGAAAAACUACACCUGGAUUUAGAUUGGUAGAGAAAUACGGUAUGAUGGUUGGUGGAGUAGAUCCUCAUCGACAUGAUUUAUCAAGUAUGGUAAUGUUGAAAGAUAAUCAUAUAUGGGCUACUGGUUCAAUCAAAUCAGCUGUUCAAGCCGUUAGGAGAGUAGCUGGAUUCUCAUUGUUGGUCAAUGUAGAAUGCCAAGAUUUCAAUGAAGCAGAUGAAGCCAUUUCAUCAGGUGCGAAUAUCGUAAUGUUGGAUAAUUUGGUGGGAAAAGAACUGCACGAUGCUGCUAAACAAUUAAAAGAAAAAUAUAAAGGUAAAAGAGAAUUUUUGAUUGAAACUUCAGGUGGUAUCGUUGAAGGUAGUCUAAGAGGUAGAAUUGGUCCAGACAUCGAUAUAUUAUCAACUUCAGCCGUACAUCAAUCUUGUCCACAUGUCGAUUUCUCACUCAAGAUUCAACCCAAGAAAAAAGCAUGA